GUGUCCACUUUCCACGCGCUCAACCCGCUCAACUGCGCUCCACCCCACCCGCUCCUUCCGUGGCUCCACCUGCCGUGACAACCCGAGCUGACCACAACGGCCAGCGCCGGUGCCGGCGCGGUAGUGGAUGGGUCAACUUUGUCCCGGGCCGCCCGAGACGAUGGCGGUACCGGUCCGUCGCAGCGUACCGAAUGACAACAGCUGUCUCUUCUGGGCUGUUGCGUAUUUGGUGGAGGGAGAGGUGGGCCGGGCCAAAGCCAAAGAGCUUCGCGAGGUCUGCGCGCAGGACGCCUUGCAGGAUCCGGACCCCAUGACCCGCAGUCUGCUGUUGGGUUUCAACAGCGUAGAGGAGUACGCCACCUGGAUCCGAAACGAGUUCCACUGGGGCGGAGAAAAUGAGAUUCUAUGCUUGGCCAAGCACUAUUGUGUUGAGGUGGCUGUCGUGUGCUGCGAGUCCUUGCAAGUGCUGACCUACGGCUCUGACUUGCCGCUCUGCAGCGCGCGGAUCUACCUGCUCUAUACCGGCCAGCAUUACGAUCCCAUUGUUGCUGGCGCUGAAGCAGAUCUACCGGUGGAGAAGGAGCAGAAGAGACAAAAGAAAGGCGACACGAGCCUGGAGAGUGGAUGCCUGGAGAUUGCCAAGCGGCAUGUGGCCGAGGCGGCCAAGAAGGCCAAGCAGCGCCGCGCGAAGAAGAUCAAGUGCGGUGGCUGUGGCGCCCUGCUGAGCGACGCUGAGGCCUUCGCCAAGCACUGCCAGGAGGUGGAGCACGACGACGACUUCGCCUACGAUUGUGAGGAAGUGGAAGUGGUCAUCGAGGAAGGGGACGAGAUUCCCGAGGGCACCAUUGAUCUCAAUGCUGAGCACAUCUAUAGCUUCAGUAACACCGGCAAGGACCCCUUGUGUCACGCCUUUCCUGCGAACUUCACGGUGGAGGGUGUGAGCUUUCCCAGCAUGGAGCACUUUUGGCAAGCUUCGCCCUUCCUGGGCCUCAACGACCAGCUCGUGCGCCAGAUCGCCGCAGCCCCGCUGGACGACGCCAUCAUCCUCGCGGGGGGCGAGUCACUGCAGGGCCGCAGCGACUGGCGGGACAAGCGCCAGGAGCUCCUCGAGCUUGGCCUCCAAGCCAAGGCGGAACAGAAUAGCACCUUCAAGGAGGCCUUGCUGGCCACCGGUGAUAAGACCUUGGUCUUCCUGGAAGCUGACCCCUGGGCCGGCAUGACCGCACCAGGUGGUUUGGCGACUGGCCAGAACCAUGUGGGGAAGGCGCUCAUGGAGCUUCGUGAGAAGCUGAGAUCGUCGGCCUAAUCUAGUCGACACCGAAGAGUCCUUC
Durusdinium trenchii is the source of this 1331-nucleotide messenger RNA. The record is from the annotation of a GenBank genome assembly. NCBI's taxonomy places the organism in Eukaryota, Dinophyceae, Suessiales, Symbiodiniaceae.